GCUACGCGUUGUAAACAUGAAUGCGCAUGCGCGGUGAGCCUUCACCCGGAAAUAGAUCUCUUGCGCUUUCAUUUAUUACACCGAUUGGACGGUAAACAGGUCUCUGGAAGUUAUGGCUCACAUGGGGAAUUUUGCGCGGCCUCCUUUAUCUCGACCACCACCGUCCUGGGACGAACAUCAGGCCUAUGAGGAGCUGCUGUACUGGGAUAAUCUGAUUCAGGAGGGAGUCCGACUUCACCCGCCAGACUACGAACGAUAUGAAGAGCUGCGGUAUUGGUUUGACUGCUUGUGUUACGAGGAAGACCUCAGGCAGUACAAUGAUUAUGUGGUGGAGUACAGAAAAUGGGAAGAUCAGCAUGUGCACCCGGGAGAGCAACCAAUGAAGCUGCCGCCCAUGCGCACCUUCAUGAAUGAGGACCGCUACGUGAGAGCCAAGCACACCACCAUAUACCCAUCAGCGGAGCAGCUGGAGGGCGUGCAGAACAUGGUGUCUAACAUGGAAUGUGGCCUGAAGGCCGUCUCUGAGUGGCUGAAUAAAAAAGAAAAUGAGGCUGCUGGUGCUAGUGAAAGGUAUGUGUGUGUUUCACAGAGACGGAGGAACCUUCGAUGUCUCGAGCAGUGGUGGUGUGAUAUUCUCCUGUGCUCUCUUCUAUGCAGUGAUUCGUCACAGAAUAAACUGCGUGGGCUUUUGAGAGUGGGGCUGGUGGCAAAAGGGCUCUUACUGAAGGAUGAAUUGGAUCUGGAGUUGGUGCUUCUCUCCAGAGACGUACCCACCAGUUCUCUGCUCAGACUGAUCUCCGGAAAACUCUCAGAGCUCAUAAAGGAUGUUACUGAAGAGAAAUUCGUUAUCACUCCAUCCAUCCAAGAAGCUGCCAUCAUCGUGACCAGCACGACGUCGCCCCUGCUGAAACUGAAAAUCCAUCUGACCUCGCCCAUUGUCAGGGAGCAGGUUGAGAAAGAGUCCGCCGGAGAAUCGUGUGCGGAAAGCUCUCCGCAGGACGCUCUGGACAGGCAGAAAUGCCUGGCUUCUCUGGCGUCUCUCCGCCAGGCCAAGUGGUUCCAGGCUAAAGUUUCCGAGCUGGAGUCGUGCAUGAUCGUGAUUCGGAUCUUGCGGGACCUGUGUUCCCGCGUUUCAUCCUGGGCCCCACUCAAGGGCUGGGUUCUGGAACUGUUGUGCCAGAAAGCCAUUUCAACCAGCGAGAGGCUGCUGGGACCUGGAGAGGCAUUUCGGAGAGUUCUGGAAUGUGUUGCAUCCGGGAUAUUAAUGGAAGAUGGUCCGGGCGUUAUUGACCCCUGUGAGCGAGAGAGCACUAAUGCUGCUGCCCAUCUCACCCGGCAACAGCGGGAGGACAUUACCCAGAGUGCACAGUUUGCGUUAAGACUGUCGGCGUUCGGGCAGCUGUAUAAAGUUCUUGGAAUGGAUCGUCUCACUUCUAAAGUCGCAAGAAUGCUCAGCACCCAGAGCGCAGCAGUGACUGAUGCUCCAGCAAAGAGACCGAGAGUUUUUGAAGCGGGAGAGCAUGAUAUGAGACCGAAGUUUCCAAGAAAAGAAAAGAGCAAGCCGGAGAAUGCGCUGAUGAAGCUGAAUCAGAUACGUCCCGGGACGCUCUACAAACUGACAUCCCAGACCGGUCCUGAACAUGAACCUGAGUUCACCAUGACCGUAGAGGUGGACGGGGUCACAUACGAAGCUACAGGUGCCUCCAAACGCAGCGCCAAACUACACGUUGCCCAGAAAGUUCUGCAGGCAUUGGGUGUCCCCAUGGCAACGGAGGUUAAGCCUGCUGUUGAAAACAAAACCGCGUCCGCAGCUGCGGGCACGGGUUCAGAUGAAACUACGCCCACCGGAUCUGAAGACGGCGCUGAGGGCGGCCCCAUUCUCACCAAACAUGGCAAAAAUCCUGUGAUGGAGCUCAACGAGAAGCGCAGAAGUCUCAAAUAUGAACUUGUCGGCGUCAAGGGCCGUUUCAACGACAAAACCUUCACUAUUGAGGUGGAUGUUGACGGAAAGAAGUUCCAGGGCUCCGGGUCAAAUAAGAAAUUAGCCAAAGCCAACGCAGCGCUGGCGGCAUUAGAGCAGCUCUUUCCGGAAGGUUCUCCUGCAGACCCGCUCAAGAAGAAGCGAUUUCCUCCAACGGGUUUCGGCAUGGCUGGUGUAGCUUACAAUGCAGGUCGAGGUAGAGGAAGAGGCCGUGGGAGAGGAAGAGGAUUCAACCACGCAGGCUCAAAGUUUGCAGGGUCCACCACCAGUGCCGGAGUCCCGUCAACCGCGCCUGUUACCAGCACCACCACCAUGGAUGUCACAGCGGAUCAGUCUGCCAUCUCCAGCGCGAACGCAGCCACCUACCAGGCCGUCCCCCCGCCCAUCACCGGCUAUUACAAUCAGUACAGCCAAACCUACUCCCAGUUCAAGAAACCGGACAUUCAGACUCCAAACCAGAACAAAAACUCCACCCAAGUGCCUCUUGUAGGACCAGACUACGGUUACGGAUACGGGGGUCCUCCUGGAGUGAGUAUGGGAGGACCGGCGGAUUACAGUUACGCAGCAUUCAGUGGACCACCUGGUACAGCGACAUUCGGACCACCCGGUACCACACCCCCGGGAUAUGGCUACACCCAAAGCGCUUACCCAAACUUGGGGGGCUACACCAGUGGAACCAAUACUGCAGACUAUACGUACAGAUAAACAAUGGUGCAUAUUCACAUUCGGACAUUUCUGCAGUACUGUAGGCUCACUAAACAUUCACUCUCUUAGUCGAUUUUAUACGGUGUCUGUGCUAUUUUUGCGUCUUAGUUCUACAAAGAUUAGCGUGAUUUUGAUUCACCGUAGGUUUCAGGAAAUAUCACAUCUGGAAGACGGAAGUUGAUUUCUGUCUGCCUAAAUGGUGGAUGUGACUCACGUGGAAUUUCUUAAUGGUGAUUUGCAAUUUGUUAUUCCCCUGUGAUAUAUUUAUGGUCAUCCUCUUUUUUUAUUUUAGCAGGUUUUGGUUUUCAUCUGAAUGUGAAUAAUAGAAUGAAUACACACUUGGAUGAUUACUUUCCAGAAACCACUAAGAUGUUCCUCAGUUAGGAUUUUUAAGAUGUUUGUUUUGCAUUUCUCAAUGUUACAUUGAAGUCUCUGCUCUCGAUCAGACGAUUGGUGUGUCAUAUCUGUGACCUGUGCAAAAAUAAACGUUUGUUUUUCAUUUUUAA
Molecule: messenger RNA, 3192 nt
Organism: Triplophysa rosa
Lineage: Eukaryota; Metazoa; Chordata; Actinopteri; Cypriniformes; Nemacheilidae
Gene: ilf3a
Product: interleukin enhancer binding factor 3a
Exons: 18
Coding region: 113-2686 (857 amino acids)
Cellular component (GO): precatalytic spliceosome
Molecular function (GO): single-stranded RNA binding; double-stranded RNA binding
Source: RefSeq, a predicted model, not a curated record